Messenger RNA from Sabethes cyaneus, 8006 nucleotides. RefSeq names its product protein bric-a-brac 1-like. Bases 1473 to 4163 code for a protein of 896 amino acids. Gene Ontology annotation, biological process: regulation of transcription by RNA polymerase II. The record is from RefSeq and is a predicted model, not a curated record. The transcript has 6 exons. Lineage: Eukaryota; Metazoa; Arthropoda; Insecta; Diptera; Culicidae. Gene Ontology annotation, molecular function: protein binding; DNA binding. Gene Ontology annotation, cellular component: nucleus.
CAAAUGUCGUUGCGUCGGGUAGUUGAGGUACAACACACCGGAACAGUAGAGCACCCGCGUACCCAAUAGAAGAAAGAAAAAAGCAAGCAGUACUGAAUAGCACAAUAGAGGGGAUUGGAGUAUGUGUGUACUGUCUUACCAUAUCGGUGCAGUGUCUGUGGCUGUAAAUGAUUAUUAUAAAUAAUUACAAGUUUUGCAAGUUGAAAAAUAUUAUUGAAGCGGUUGAAAUAACAGCAGCGGGACCGGCUCGAGCCAAGUGAUAGAACCAUUGGGUGUGUGAUGCAAUCUACGGUAAAAGGAGGGGAACAGAGAGCAGAGGCACGAAGAAGAAAAAACAUAGAGCAAUAAAAAUUACCAUUGUUUGGAUGGAUUUAUAAUUUUUAUUGUUUGCGUAAUAAAAGUAAAUAUCGAAACAGCACACAAACCCGGGGUACACUUGCGUGGCUGAAUUGGGGGAGAGAGAAGAACUUGCAGACGAAGUGUAGAUUUUCAUGUUUUGUUUUUCGUGUUGAGGGGAAACUCGAAGAAAGAAAGCGAGAAGCAGUAAAACGAGCGCCAAAACCUUUUAGUGGAAGUAAUGAAAAUUUUUGGUAAUUAUAAUCACCAAAAAUAGGAAAGAGUAAUUAAACUGUGUUAGGAAAUAUGGAAGUAAUAUUUGAACGUAUACAGAGUGAAACUUAAAUAGCUCAGACAGUGAAGAGCUGGAGGGCAAUCAUUAAAAUACGAUUAAGUGACCAACAGAAAAAAAACCUGGGAAGCUUUCAAGAUGAGAUCAGCAUAUAAACACAAAAAUAAAAAUGAAUGAAUAUGAAACAAAACAGUGCAAGAUUAUUGCCAACGAAAUUAAUAAAGAAAAAAAUAUAGGUUUUGUAUAGAAAAUACCGGAAAUGCAGUGAGAAGUGCUAAAGCUGUUUCAACGAGAUCCAAUUGCGCGCGGAAGAGCCUUUCGGAACAAAAGUGUGAGUACUCAUGUCCCACUAGAAACCAGACAUCAAGCGUCGCAAUUGUGUAUCGUUCUCAUUGCCAAAGUGCCCCCCACGGGAUGACAGAAGGACGCCGGCUGUCGAAUAUUGCGCGAAAAACAAAAACCUAAGAGACAUCUCGAAGCCACAUGGUAGGCUCAAGAAAAAAAUCGUUUUACUACCGUACUGCACAAGUAGACAAGUAGGAAUCCUGCCUUCCGGCUCCCGGAAAAGAAGAUUGCAGGUGUGUGGGUAAACAGAACAGUCUGUGCGUCCCACCUGAUAAAAACAAGUGUAUAUAUAUAAGCAGCAGGAAAUAGAAAGUUCUGCCACUCCGGGUGUGCAUGUGUUGGUGUGAUCCUGCAUCAUGUUUUGAUUAGAAUGGCCAAAGCACCCUACAUUCGAUUAUCAACGUGCGAAGUGAUGGUUCCACGUGUCGACCGCGACUGAGUGAUCACGAAAUAUAAUCUAUGAAACUUUUCAACCAAGUUAGAUCAAAUAAAGUUCAACAUGCCAUCCGAUACGCCGCCUCCAGUUCAUUCGUCACCUACUGCAUUGGACAGUUCAAACCGUCCGGCAUCGGUUCCGUCAGCCGCUAGCGGUCUGACUGGUGCCGCAUUUAAGCGCAGCAGUUUCCUAGAUAAAACGGAGCAAAUACUUAAGCCCAUAAUGAAUCAAAAUCAACAGUUCUGUCUCCGCUGGAAUAAUUAUCAAACCAAUUUGACGAGUGUGUUCGAUCAACUUCUUCAGAGCGAGUCCUUCGUCGAUGUUACGUUGGCCUGCGAUGGACAGUCAAUAAAGGCUCACAAGAUGGUGCUGUCGGCUUGUAGCCCUUAUUUCCAAACGUUAUUUUUCGACAACCCUUGUCAGCAUCCGAUAAUCAUUAUGCGCGAUGUGAAAUGGCCAGAACUGAAGGCUAUAGUGGACUUUAUGUACAAGGGAGAAAUUAAUGUGAGUCAGGAUCAGAUCGGUCCGCUUCUUAAAAUCGCUGAAAUGCUGAAAAUUCGCGGCCUAGCCGACGUAAAUGGCGAUCAGGAGUUAAACCAAAUCGAAAAUUUAGAGCCGUCGGCAAAUGUAACUGACGAAAACAAUUCCAAUAAUGAAAGCAGCAGCAGCAGUAAUUUAUCCCGUGAUACCAUCAAAACUGAGAGCCGGCUGCAUCAGACGGUUCCUUCGCACAACAACAACAACAACACGCCGAUGCACAUGGCCAAAAAGCCACGCACAGGCAGAGAUCGGGAGACCAGCCGGGAUCUUUCGGUUCGCGAUUUUCCACGGGAUCUCUCGGCCGGAUCAACCACCGAGUGGCCGCUGACGGUUGCUCUCGAUACCGUUCAGGCAUCUACGCCAAAGAACAACCGCAAGCGCCGUUGGCCCUCGGGCGAACGCAGCAGUGUCGGCAGUCCGGCCGACAGCACGCCGGACAAUCUGGAAGUUCCGUCACCGAUUCCUCCGACUCCGUCCACGCUGUCGCAGCCGCAGGUUUCGACGCCGACCUCGCUGCCGUCGUUUUCCAUUCCACCGGCGCUGGACCAGAUGGCGGGACUGUCGUCACUGGCCACCAUCACCAAUCAACAUCCGGACGAUAUGGAGAUCAAGCCGGGCAUCGCCGAGAUGAUCCGCGAGGAAGAAAGGGUAAACGAAGUUCUGCUUUUGAAGAAAUAUACUGAAAUUCAACACGCGAAACUUCUGGAGAACUCACAGGCAUGGCUAGGUGCGUCCACUUCUUCGAUAGCAGGCACACAACUACUGAAAGAAGCUGCCUGCACACCACCGACAACCUAUGCAGAAAGUUACCAGUACCAGUUGCAGUCGAUGUGGCAGAAAUGCUGGAACAGUCAGAACCUAAUCCAUCAUCUGCGCUUCCGGGAGCGUGGUCCGCUGAAAUCAUGGCGUCCGGAAACGAUGGCCGAAGCUAUCUUCAGCGUGCUAAAGGAGGGCCUAUCGCUGUCGCAGGCGGCCCGCAAGUACGACAUUCCCUAUCCGACCUUCGUGCUGUACGCCAACCGUGUCCACAACAUGCUCGGACCGUCCAUCGAUGGCGGCACCGAUCUGCGACCUAAGGGUCGUGGCCGACCGCAGCGGAUUCUGCUCGGUAUCUGGCCGGACGAGCACAUCAAGGGCGUAAUCAAAAGCGUAGUCUUUCGCGAUGCCAAAGAAAUCAAGGAAGAACCGAUCCUGUAUGGCAGACAUUCGCCAUUCCCGUUUCAAGAUAAUCCAUUGAACUAUGCACCGAAUGCUAACGGCCAGCUGCCAACCCCUGGUGCCGAAGCGAUGUCCCAGGAUGCACUGACAGCUGCAACAGUGGCCGCUGUGAGGCAGCAAAUGUGCAACAUGGUCGCUGCUGCUCAACAUCAUCCAGAAGCGGCCGCCAAUCUGGUAGGGUUCAACCUGCCACCGCAUCACACUAACCUAAGCGUCCAUCCACCGGGAAAUGCUGGCGGGUCCAGCAGUGGUAUUCCGGUUCCAAAAAUUGGCUCACCUGCCGUUCCGAAUCAAGGCCACGGUAAUAACGGAGGUAGCGGUGGAAUACAAAUACCCCGUCUAGGAUCUCCAGCCGGAUCCAGUCUACCCACCAGCAAGGAUCAUGAGCACCAUGGUCCCGCCGGCCUAUCGCACGGCAACAAUCCAAGCACCUCCAGCAACAGCAGCAACAACAGUAUCAACCGUUCUGAAUCAUCUCGCAACAACAAUCACUCAUCCAGCGGAUCCAACGUCAAUCAUCAUCAUCCGUUGGCUCACCUAAACAGCGGCAGCCUCAGCAUAACUCGUCUUAAUUCACCCGCUUCCGCUCACGAUCUCCGCAUGACAACCCCACCGACGGAGGAAAGCCCGCUAGCCUCGCCGAUGGGUUUGGCCCUGGAACCGGCCGUCAAUCUGGCGGUGGGCGGCAGCCAGAGCUCCGACAUGCACCCGCUCGGAAUGCCACCGGCCUACCAUGGCAGCAGCAAAUCGUCAUCCCGUGCCGGUUAUUCUUCCUCGUCCUCUCCGCCCCGACCGGAGCAUCUCUUCCACGAUCAGGACAUUGCCGAACUGGUGGCUACUUCGCGGGCUAGCAGCGGCGGUGGCGGAGGCGGCGGUGGCGGCGCCGGUGGUGGUAUGCCCGGCAGCGGUGGCAGCAACAGCGGUCCCUUCAGGGAGUCUCCACGGCCGGGGGCGGCCAUCAAGAUGGAACCGAUGACCGAGUGCCGCGGCGAUUAGGUCACGCAUCACGUAGCUUUAGUUUAGUUCCAAUUUGGCUAUGAUGAAGGUGUGACCGGCGGCGGUCUGGCGGUAGGCGAGGCGAAAGGGGUUUUUGUUUUCUGUUUUUUUUUUGAAUGAAAGGUGAAAACUUUGGGAAUUUUAGUUUAAUUUGUAUAUUACUUUUUGUUUCCUUACACACUCUUGCUGUAUGACUUUUACUCUUUUUCCUUUGAUUUAAGAGAUGAUUUCACACAUGUUAUUUUUGCAAUAUGUGAUAUGAUUAACUUAAAAGAGGGUAUGUUUUUAUUAAGAGGCAAGCUAAACGUAGAAGAGGGAACUUCAAGGGAGUUUUAUUUAUUUUUUACUACCGGAAUAUAACCAUUUUAGAUCGUACUAAAAAAACUAAUGAUACAAAGCUGUGUGAGAGUUGAUAAAAAUUGUGCAAUAAAAAAUUUAAGAGAAAAUUGGAUGGAACAUUCCCCCAACAAAAUGUAUUAAUUCACAAGCAGACGCGCAGCGGGUUACGUUGCAGAUUGUAGGAAGAAGUUUUUUGUUUUCUCCGUCAAUUUAAAGAAAAUUUUACUAUUUCACAUUUUCUACUUAGUUUCAACUUUGCCAUCGUUUUUCACGCACAAUCCAUGCUUUACCAGAAAAAAUACUUUACUUUUCUUACAAACAAAUCUUGUUUUAUACAAUGUAAACUUUUGCGUUAAACAAGUGCGACUUUGCAACCACGAAACGAAAAAUUCUUCCUACAUUUUGCAAACGGCUGCUUCUUAAAAAAAUAAAAAUUAACAUUUUAAUGUUCAAAAAAACCCUAACGAGACUAAGAUUAAAUUUUGAAGUUAAGUAUGGAAAAACAUGUACAAAAGCAAACCUUCUUCGGCUACAGCAACGUGAAGCGGAAGUGUAUGACUAACACAAGAAAAGAGGCGAGAAAUCUAAUAGAAAUUAAACAAACCAAGUGUAUUGAAAUACAUUGCCUUCUUGUCAAGUGGAAACACAACCUCCAUAAGUGAAAUUUAUAUAGAGAAAAACAAAAUACAUUUUUAGGCAAACGGAGAAACAAAAUUAUCGUAAAAAAUACAGCAUUUGGCCUAGACUGUAUUUUUCAAGCGGCAACAAGAUUAAGCCACCUUUUUUAUUUUAGCAAAAUGUCGGACACGUUUAUUCGUAUACGUACAGCUACGUAUUUUCGAUUGUUCGUUUUUUCCGUUAAAGAGACCAGUUUAUGUCCCCAAUUCAAAGAUGAAGAAAAUUAAUGAAGAACGAAACAUCCGAGAAAACCAAACAUCUGUUCAUAACCGAAAUCGUAUGCACACACUUUUCGGCUAACAACGGUGGUGGAAAUGCGGGUGGUAAGAAGGAUCAAAGGACACUCAUUUAUUCUUGCAAACACGUUUCGGAAAAAGUAACAUUUUCGGCAAGCAAAACAAGAAUGAUUUUAGGCAAAAUACAACAAAAGAAAAACAAGCAAACAAAAGAAACCAAACCUUUUAGAGUAGAACAAACAAAAAUUUGUAAACGUUUCGGCCAAUGUGUUCAAAAGGAAGCAAAAUUUAAAGAGAAACAAAAAGAGAGUAAAAGAAAAUAUAUUUAAAUUAAUUGAAGCAACAAAAAUUUAGAGAAAAAGUGCCUUCCACCCCUUUUUAUGAGAAGAAAUUUAAUAUAUAAAUUACUUUUUAACGAACAGAGAGGAGAACAAAGAAACCCGAUAGCGAAACAAAGAGAUCAAAUAUCGAGGAGACAAAAACAUAAACUGUUUAUAUCUUUAAAAGAAAUUUUAAAUUUGGAAGUAAGUCAAAAUUUAACCGUUUCGGAAAUUGUUGUUAGCUUUUAUGUUGGAAGAGAAAGCCGCAGGCGGACCAACCAAGGCGGACUUUCUCGAAAGUUUUUUGUUUAUUUCUGUUGGAAGGAAAUUUCGUUGCCAAUGUGAGAGGUUGUGUCAUCUAAUCAAUUUUUCUAGGUGUGCACUGUGAAAUCCAAUGACAGAAAGAAAGAAAAAAAAAGUUCGUACGAAGGAUGUUAACGAACUAACAACAAACAACAACAAACAGCUUACACUUACCCACACAUAUUGCAACCGAUACAAUGCACCCACGCUAGAAAGCAGUUAAAAAAACAAAAGCAAAAUAAACCGGAGAAAAACAAAAGAAAUAGAACUUACGCAACAACAGGAAGCCUGAUUUCUGUCGUCUUCACCCAAACUGAGCAAAUUAUCGCAGCAAAACAUACUAUUGAUGUAUUAUAAUAACACGAAACCAAAACCAAAACACACAUAGAAUAAAUUCAUUGCAGAGGACUAAGUAAACUUAAUGACAGUGAAUCAGUACCGUCUUGAUCCAUUGCACUUUAUGCUUGCGAGCAGACUCAUUUAACGGAUACAAUUGAUCCACAGACUGUUGAUCGCUUAAACCGUGAAAGAAGGACGUAAAACUCGGAACUUGCAAAAGUAAACAGUAAAUAAUUGAAACUCUUUCACUGCAAGUCAAGUCAACAUCGAACCAGGUUGCUUGAUCUGACAUUAUUGCUUACUAUGAUCUCGAAACAUUAUUUGUUGGAUUCUUGAAAUGACUUAUCCUAUUUUUCAACACAAACCAAUUGGCAUGCGUACAGUGUAAGUUGAGCAUUAAAUUUCUGAAACAUCACAAAACUGCAAGGGCCUAUUAAGGACAAAAGGAAUAAUAAAAAAUACCUGUAAAAUGAAACAGAACCAGCCGGUUGCCAAAGAUGGCAAUUUUCGCGAUCGAUCAAACCAACCAAUAUCAAAUCCAUCUCCGGACAGUAAUGCAGCUCGCAUUUAUCUUAGUUUUUGCACUUCUAGUUUCCGAACAAAAGCGAAAAAGAAAACUACAAAACACAGUCCUCAAUCUUCCCGUAAUUGAUUCGUGUUCUCGCGUCCAGAGAGGAUUGUGUAAAUCCGUUCUGCCUUGGGACUCUAGGUUAGUGAUUUUACUUUCAGGCUAUCAAGCUCCGCGGAAACCACACACGGGCUUCAAUCAAAUGCAGACCAGACAAUGGUUAACCCCUAAAACACGUUAUACUUACGGAACGAACUGUUAUCACUAGAUUAUAUUUUCCUUCCCAUGUAUAAACGCUCUUACACGCAAGAUGCAAUAGUUUUUUGUUGACUGUAUUCAAACUGUAAAUUUUUUAUUAAAUAAUUAAACACUACUGUAAUUUAUUAACCUAACAUUACCAGUACAUUAAGUAAGCAAAAUAGAUCAAAACCGAUAGCAAAAAAAGAAUCGAAAGAGAGACAGCAAAACAAUAGCAAAUAAACUGCGCCACCAAAUGAAUCAAUUCAAUUAGAGAAAAAUAAAACAAAAACUAACUUCAUGCCCAAAUUUGUCUAAACUAAUUUAUUAUACCUUCAAUAAUAUACAUUGUAUGUUUUUAACGCCUCGUAAAUCCUAUUUAGAGAGAAUGUGGUUUUCUGUUUUUAGUUCGUAACGGAACAAGCCUAGCUGAUUUUAUUCGUUCAAAUGCGCAAAAAACACAGCAAAGCUUGCAGCAUUCAGCAUUAUGUCUUCUCCGAACAAACAAACAAACAAACAAAACCGUAAUCCAUUUAGAGACUCCUGCUGGAAGAAGCAAACAAGGGCAGAACAGAAAUGAGAAGGAAUUAACAUAAUUUAACGAAACGAAUGAAGAAAAAAAUACAAGAAAGAAAACAAAUCAACCAACAGAUAGUAGAAGAAAAAAGGAAACAUUAAACUAAAAAUAACAAUGGAUAAGAUUACAAAGGAUAAAAAUCGUGGACAAGAUAAAAAAACAAAACAAUUUAUCAAUAAUCAUUAGUUGGCUAUUUGUCACAGUGUACCAAUUUAUUCGAUAUGAAAUAUAGUUUAAAAUAAUGCA